Messenger RNA from Eimeria maxima, 837 nucleotides. RefSeq lists its product as hypothetical. Bases 1 to 837 code for a protein of 278 amino acids. The transcript has 5 exons. The record is from RefSeq and is a predicted model, not a curated record. NCBI's taxonomy places the organism in Eukaryota, Apicomplexa, Conoidasida, Eucoccidiorida, Eimeriidae.
AUGGGUAGACCUGGCUGCUGCAGUAGCAGCGGCAGGCACAUGCUUGUGAUUCAGCAUUAUCUAGUUAUACUCUUGAUGUGUGCUGCUGCUUCUAGGGCAGCUUCAGCUGAAGACUCUGCUGCAACAGCAUCGACGCAGGAAUUGCACGCCAGCGACCAUUACGGAGGCAGCACGAACACGAAUAGCAACUGGAUGCUGCUGGAGCUGUCGGAGCAGGUUGAUUUGGCCGCACAAUCUCUCAAGCCGAACGCAGAGCCAACUGUCUUUCGGCCGCCUACCCCACAAGAAGAAAUGCACUGGAACUCGAGGAUGGAUGUCGUCGUUUUGUGCCUUUCGCUGGUGGACAGCUACCUCAAGACACACAUCUCUCUUCUUAGGCAAACGGUCCCCGAGGCAUCAUCCAAGCUUCCCGUCUCUGGUGCUUACGAGCAGGGCAUGAGAGACGAUGACGUUCUUGCAACGCUCAUGCACCAAAUGUGGGCGGGCUGCUACAGCAAUGCCCUGUCCCUUGCGGCCGCAACAUCCAUCUUGUCUCUAUCGUCUCAGGAAGCUGAAGCCCUCCUCAAACCUCACAAAUCGCCAAUGCGGUUUUCUGAAAAGAUGCUUGUCGACAUUGAUAAACUUAUCAAAGAACUUGCGGAGGGCCGUUCGCCUUCUGAUUGGGUUGCAACGGACUGGAGAGACACUUGGUGGUUUUGCAUUUUCAGCGUGUUCUGUAUUUUUUGCCUUCUCUUUCUCGCUGGGAGGAAGGCUGCGAAGGCCUACAGAAGGAAACACAAGGGAAAGGUGGGGGCGCGAGACAAGGCUCCCAUUAGCAGCAGCCCCAAGUAUUUAUAA